This is a messenger RNA of Exophiala oligosperma, 1224 nucleotides long. RefSeq lists its product as uncharacterized. Lineage: Eukaryota; Fungi; Ascomycota; Eurotiomycetes; Chaetothyriales; Herpotrichiellaceae. The record is from RefSeq and is a predicted model, not a curated record. The transcript has 3 exons. Bases 1 to 1224 code for a protein of 407 amino acids.
AUGGCUCGCUUCAGUUCGUUGGGCCUCGCGGCUUCAGCAUGCCUUCUCUUCAGUAAUGCAGUCCACGCUCGACCAAACGCUCCCAGUUCGAAGUAUCCUCCAGGAUCUUCAUGUGCCCAGUUCACUGUUCCUGUGGCCGUUUCGAGUGAAAUCUACUACAUGGACACGUCCCCGAGAGUCGACAACAACAUCGAAUGCGGAGAUUAUGUGGUCGAUGCAGACACGUGGACUUCUCCCAACGUCACUGAACGUGUCACCAGCGUCGGACAGCUGAACGAGACCUUUUCAAUCAAUGCGCAGCUUUGCGUUCCCGCAAAGAAUGCUGGCAAGGAAAACAUUCUCCAAGUUGUCACCCAUGGCGUUGGGUUUGACAUGAGGCAAGUUCAUGAAUUGCUAUACUGGGACCCCGAUUAUAAGCCAGAAGUGUACUCGUACAUCAUGGCGACUCUAGAGGCCGGAUACUCGAUCCUGACCUACGACCGUCUCGGCACUGGUCUCUCCGACAAACCCGACGCCUACGAUGUUGUCCAGGCACAAGUCCAACUGCAGAUUCUCAAGGUAAUGACCGAGAUGGCACGGUCGGGCGAGAUAUCGAAAAUGGCAAGUUCGCAACUGGACAGCAUUCCCAGCUUCACCAAAUUCGUGCACGUGGGUCAUUCGUUCGGUUCGAUCCUGACGAGUGCCCUGGUCGCCAAAUAUCCCGACCUCACCGACGGCAUCAGUUUGACCGGCUACAUCAUCGCCACGCACGCGAACCACCCGACAGGAUCGUGGGGUUGGGUGCUCGCACGUGAAGCCGACCCGGUCAAAUGGGCCGAUCGAGGAAGCGGAUACCUCAGUCUGGCGACGCUCACACAGUUUCAAGAGGCCUUUAUCAGUAGCAGCGGAGGGGUGUUUGAUGCAGGUGCGUCGGCUUUUGGGUAUGACAUUGCGCAACCUUCGCCCAUUGCAGACUUUCGAACCGGAUUUGCCAUUCAAGGGCUCAAGGCUACUGACUACAAGGCUCCAAUUCAGUUCCUCCUUGCCGAGUACGACUUUUUGUUGUGUGGAGGUAACUGUGUCAACAAUUACAACGAGACCUUGUUGCGACAAGUAUAUUACCCCUCGGUGUCCGACUUUAACAUCACCAUCCAGGAAGGUGCAGGGCAUGGAUUGACCUUGCAUACGAAUGCCAGGAAGGGUUACCAGGCUCAAUUCGACUUUUUUGAUAAGAAUGGGUUGUGA